UUAGGGCAUAGUGCUAAGGAUGGACGCUUUUCCGUAUCUUUGGAUAGAGUUAAUCUAAGGUUGUUGGUGGGACUGUUGACCUGUAUGUGAUUGGGGUCGCUGAGGAUCCCAUGUGAGAGCGCUGCGGGGUAGAAGAGGAGUCCUCGGAGCAUGUUCUGUGAGGCUCUGAGUUUCUACAGGCAGACUAUACUGGAGUAAAAACACUGAAUGCUAAAGAGAUGGAAUUCAGGGAUAUACUAGACUUCGCCAGAAGGGCAGAUAUUGAGGCUUAGGGAAUGUAGUUGUGCAUAAGUGCCCGACAUUGUCCGUGGUGGACCGUAAGCUACUAAUUACAUUUAUUCAUUCAUUCAUUAACCACUCUCAAGGGGUCCUCAGUUUUUAAGCAUCAUUCUAUACAUGAGUGGCGACUAUUAAUACAGUCUUAGAUAUCAAUGCCCUAGCACUUGGCAAAACAGGUCAUAUUAAACACCUUUCAAACCCAUACGAGCCGCCACUGCAAAAGGUAGUUGGGCGACCGCGUCAGAUCGGAUGGUCAGAAUGGCGCGGGGUGCGGUAACGGUGGAGAGGGACAUCAAGCCUGCUGUGAACGCCGAACGCCACGAUCCAGCCAGCCACAGGUCGACUCGACGCCUUCUGUUGAGUCACAAUUGUACCGGUCCGUCCAUAUCCACCGUUUUCCAUAACUCGACCUUUUUUAAAUCUUUUGUGUGACGUCAUAAUGCUGUUCCUCUCCUCGAUUGUCCUGGUGCUCUUCAGCUGCGGUUAUUCCUUGGCCCAACAUGAACACCACAACCACAUGCAGCAUAACCACGAAGAACAUAGGGUUAACGUGGCAGUUUACUAUGAAUCACUUUGUCCAGAUUCAAGGAAAUUCUUUACACAACAGUUGUACCCUUCACUGCAGGGGAAUCUCUCCCACUAUGUGAACUUAACUCUGGUGCCAUAUGGAAAAACAACGUCUGAAUUGAAUCUGAACGAGCACACGUUCACUUGCCAUCAUGGGCCCAAUGAAUGUCGAGGCAACAAGAUCCAGGCGUGUGCAUUGCGAUUGAUUGACGCUGGCCAGAAUACUGAAGGACUCGGAUUCAACAAGAUCGCCACAGGCUUCAUCAACUGCCUGAUGGAUAAGGCUGAUAGGGAAAAGGGAUAUUUCCCCACCAUGGACUGUGCUCAGAUCAACCAUGUUGCCAACCUUAAUACGAUUGACAAUUGUGUCAACCACACUGAUGCUUCCAACUAUCUGAGCAAAUUCGGCGAGCUGACAGACAAGUUGCAGAAACCUUUGCAGUCGGUACCUACUAUUGUCUUCAACAACGUAUACAACAAGGAGGACAGCGACUUGGCCCAGAUCAACUUUGUUAGGGCACUGUGCAAACACAUCCCAGGCGACAAACCUGAAUGCAUCAAAAGUGGCGCUGGGAUCCUUCAAAUGAGCUUUGUUGUCGUCGCUGUAAGCAUCAUACUUUCAAAAUUCUUUUCUUAAACAUUCAAACUGGUGUUCAUGAUGUGAGAGAGAGCCACGUCACAUAUUCAUUAGCGAUAUCGAAUAUAAGCUAUGCAAAAUAGUCCCAUACUGAAGCCAAAUUGCAUGUCAUAAAUUUUGUAGCUAAUGUGUUGCAUGUUUUUUUAUCUGACCUUAUGGUUGGUUCCUCAGCAAAAAGCAUUGAGAAACUAUCUCUCUGUGUGAUGUGGUACCUUUGCCAAAGUUUCAAAUACCAAGCGAUGUUGUUGAUCCUCGUUUUUGAAACGAGAAAUUUCGAGAUCCUAUUAGUGGUCUCUGACGUUAUAAUCGUGGUGAUAAGAUUAAAUGAGCUACUGAUAUAGAUAUUUUAAUGUUUAAAUUCAUACAUACAUUGCUAUACAAAAUUUGACAAGAGCAAGUCUAAACUUGCGAAAAAAGAAUCAUCACUUAAAAGAUGUGUUACUGAGACGAUUUAUGCAGUCUUAUGGUGCUAGUGAUAUGGCAUUCAUAUUAUAAUUGCUACCAGUUUAAUAUUAGCGUCAGUAUUUGUCAUUAUUGAGCAUGCAUUUAAGUUGAAGAAAUCAUCAGAUCCAUCAGCUACAUGUUAUUUGUUUUUCUGCCAGACAAUUUUCAGUACUUUUAUUUAGACGAAAUCUAGUUUGAUUGAACCGACUAUUAGUGUAGAUGAUUAAAAUGCCAUUCAGAAAGUGCUACCCUUUUGUAAAUACAUGCAUGUGAUGCAGUACUACAACUCAUAAUUAUUGUACCUGUGAAAUCGUAUAUAUAGUUUUGAGUUUAUGUUCUAGAAAAAAAUGUUUCACAUUCAUCAAAACAUACAUUAAUUUCGAUCAUUCUUCAUUAUCAAACGUAUUCUGCAACAAAUAGUGUGUGAACAUGAUAAAGGUGCCGAAUAACCAUAUAUUUUUCUCGUGUAGAUGUAAAAUUUUAAACUCUAUAUUACGCGCGUUUAAUGUACAGUCAUUUUUCAACACCUUGUAUGCCUUAUACUUAAAAUUAUACUUCUAUGAAAUACUUACAAUUUUAAAUAUAUUUUGUGUAUUGAUGUUUUUGACCAAUGUGAUGUUUAAAAAUGUAUUUUGGAUUUUUUUUAUUCAGCGUUUAAACACUUCCAGUCCAGAUCUGUUUGGAUUUUACAGUUUAGUUAUCAGUAUAUUUUUAUAAAUGAUUUUAAUAUACUUAUUUUUAUGUUCUCCAAUGUGUCUUAUUGAAUAAACAUUAUAUCUGC
Molecule: messenger RNA, 2708 nt
Organism: Acanthoscelides obtectus
Lineage: Eukaryota; Metazoa; Arthropoda; Insecta; Coleoptera; Chrysomelidae
Source: the annotation of a GenBank genome assembly